This is a messenger RNA of Cooperia oncophora, 414 nucleotides long. The record is from the annotation of a GenBank genome assembly. Lineage: Eukaryota; Metazoa; Nematoda; Chromadorea; Rhabditida; Trichostrongylidae.
AUGCUACAGCAAAUGAGGAAUGGCACAGAUGUUGAAGACAAUCAGGGUGAAGGCAGAGGAGUUCCAGCCUCACUGCGGUUCAAAGAACCUCCUCAAAGUAGCUUCAAGAAUUCCAAAAACAGGCAGCAAAUAUUGCAACAGGUAAGCAUAUGGGUAAAUCGAGUGCUUGAUAUGGGUGCACCGAAUUUGGUGCACGAGUUCCGCGACUUACGCAGAUGGAUGCCAGAAGGGAUGACCGCAAAGGCUUUUUCGGAAAAUCGUCCACUUAAUAGGUAUGUUGACGUGCCUUGUCAAGAUUUUCGUCGUGUUAUUCUUAAAUGGCCCGGAAUCGAUAACGACUAUAUCAAAUUAUGUGAGCACACCAUAACCUCAGCAAAGAUCAUGCAAUUUCAUUGUACUCAGGUAUCUGCAUAA